AUGGAAGACACGGUCAUACUAGAAGUGACGCAGUCCUCAGGGACAGGGUUCACUAUUGGGCGAACCGACAGACGAGGAUUAGGUUCCAUAAUAAGAGAUCCGCUCAUCCAAAACGUCCUCCCCCACCUAGAUCCGGAAGAGGAACGUAAACUCAUGAUGAGGAUCAUGAAAACCGAACGACGUAGAGAAAAGGCCAGGAACGACCUAGCAGAAAAACGUAGACCCGAAAGGAAAGUCCUCCCCAACCCCACAACAGAAAGCAGGAAAAGAGAACAGAAAAUUCUCCCAAAAACAACUGGAAAGAUAGGAACUAAAAUCCGGACCAAACGACGCGCAAAGUCACCUUCGCGGGAAACCAAAGGAAGCAGAGGUGCAGACACGCCACCACUCUUCCCCCAGUUCAGUUUACAGACAAAUCCGGAAGUACCCCACACCACCGACCCCGAAAUAGGCCCCAGCGGAGACAAUGGGACAAACGAGACUGCUGGCCCCAGUAGGGAAACCAAACACCCGACACCCUGCGCGCUCAAAACUACAGAUGUAGAAGCAGAGCCUGCAACAGAAACCCUCUCCCCACAAAGCCCCGCCGCCCCAAGCAGCGCAGGCGAAACACAAUCCCCUCCCACAGACACAACACAGGGCACAAACGGCGAAUUUCAACUCGCACGCAAAACCGCCCGCCACACCACACCACCUACACAGACCGGCCUUCAGACAACACAGAACCCAUUCGCAGCACUCAUGGACGACGCGGAAAAUCCGCCCGCCCCCAUCCCACGACAGACCGACACACAGCGGCCAAAAAAUAUCCGACUCCCACCUAUAGUGGCCACCUUCCCUACCACAUACAAAGACCUGUACACCACCAUUAAAGACGCGCUAGGUGGCGAUCACUUCCAAGCCAAAUCAGUAGGAGGUGAUACAAUCAAACUGACGGCACGGACACUAGAGGAUUAUAACACCAUUAAAUCCGGACUCAAACAAAGACAUCCCGCACUACACCUACCCCAUCGGAGCGCAAAAGCCGCUGAAGGCAGUAUUCAGAGGCUUUCCCAAAGGUACCGACCCAGAAGACAUAAAGUCCGCCAUAACCAUGCAAGGUUAUGA
Schistocerca cancellata (South American locust) is the source of this 1107-nucleotide messenger RNA. RefSeq lists its product as uncharacterized. The record is from RefSeq and is a predicted model, not a curated record. The transcript has a single exon. NCBI's taxonomy places the organism in Eukaryota, Metazoa, Arthropoda, Insecta, Orthoptera, Acrididae. Bases 1 to 1107 code for a protein of 368 amino acids.